AUGUCUUCUUCAGAAUACCUUCAUCCUCUUGACCCGGCUACUGCCGAGGAGAUUCAAACUGCCACAGACCUUGUUAAAGAGCUGUUCUAUGGCAUUCCUCUCCACUUUAAAGCCGCAGGCUUGGAGGAGCCCUCGAAGCAGGACAUGGUCGCUUAUCUCAAGGCAGAGCACCAAGAACAGCCACUUCCAGAGCUUCCUCGACGUAUCUUUGCCAUCUGGUACAUAAAACGUUCUCCUCGUUUGUUUGAAGGCAUCAUCGAUGUUACCAACAAGCGGGUAACCCAUCAUGAGGAGUUGCCACGCGACUUUCAUGGUCCCGUUGAUCGCAUCGAACUCAACGAAGCCGCACAGGUCGUUAUGGCCAAUUCUGAUGUCCAUAAAGAGUUUGAACGCUUGAAGAUUGACAAGGCUAAUGUUGUCCUCGAUCCUUGGGACUAUGGAGUUGAUGGUAUUGAUACACAAGAACGCAUGACACAGGUCUUCAUGUACAUGAAGAACCCCAAGAACAACGAUGUCGACUCUUCGCACUACUCAUUUCCUCUAGAUUUCAUGGUCGUCGUUGAUCUUUGCACCAUGAAAGUCAAGAAGAUUAUCCGAUUGCCUCUUGGUGCUGAUGAGAGCACAACAGAAGGCAUGGAUGACAUUGCACAUCGCGAAACUGAUCCCGUCGAGCCUGAGUAUGACCAUCGCCUGCAAAAGAACCCCCCUAGAACUUCCUUGAAGCCAUACAAUGUCAUACAGCCCGAGGGUGCAUCCUUCACUGUCAAAGGCCACCUCAUUGAAUGGGAGAAGUGGCGUUUCCGUGUUGGUUUCAACUGGCGUGAAGGUUUGACGCUCCAUGACCUUCAUUUCAUGGGUCGCAGCACCUUUUACCGGCUUUCUCUGUCUGAAAUGUUUGUUCCCUACGGAGAUCCCCGUAGUCCAAUCUACCGCAAGGGUGCCUUUGACCUGGGCAAUGUUGGCGCAGGCGUGACGGCGAACAACCUCCAGCUUGGAUGUGAUUGUCUAGGAACAAUCAAAUACCUCAGCGGCUGUGUUGUGUCGGCUGAUGGUAGCCCGGCACCUCGACCCAACGCGAUUUGCAUUCACGAGAUCGACAACGGCAUCCAGUGGAAGCACACCAACCAUCGUACCGGCAAAGCGACCGUUGUGCGCAAGAGGCAGCUGGUACUUCAGCAAAUCAUUACUGUUGCCAACUACGAGUACAUCUUUGCUUGGAUCUUCGAUCAAUCGGGCGAGAUCUCUUUCGAGACCAGAGCAACUGGUAUCCUUUCCACGCAGCCCAUCGACAAAGACUCCAAGGUUCCUUGGGGCACACGUGUCGCCGACGGUGUGAUGGCUCCAUACCAUCAGCACAUCUUCAACGUGCGCAUCGACCCCGCCAUCGACGGACACGAUAAUACCUUGACAUAUGCUGACUCGGUUCAAAUGCCCUGGGACACGAAGCUCAACCCUCUAGGCACCGGCUAUGUCAGCAAGGAGACACAAAUCAUCCGCGCGGGUCCGGUCGAAGACAGUGUCAAGGACGGUCGCGUCUUCAAAAUCAUUAACGAGAACGGCGAGAACCCCGUUUCUCUAACACCAGUCGGCUACAAGCUCGUCCCCAUUCGCUCACAACUGCUCCUUGCUCAGCCCGGAUCAUGGCACUGGCGCCGCUCCGAGUUCUGCGAGGCUCCCAUUUGGGUGACCAAGUACAAGGACCGCCAGCUGUUCGCCGCAGGCGACUAUACCAACCAAGGUCUCGGUGGGACAGGCAUCAAGUCCUGGACGAAGGAGCGGGACUACAUCGCUAAUGACGACAUUGUCAUCUGGCACACAUUCGGCUUCACUCACAACCCACGUGUCGAGGACUUCCCCAUCAUGCCGGCGGAGAUUGCGCAAUUCCACCUCAAGCCUUACAACUUCUGCCAGUACAACCCCACCAAUGACGUGCCCCCUUCCAGCCAGGCCUUCAACAAGAGCACGCUCUACGAGGACGCGGGAAAGGCUACUGAAGGCAGCUCUUGCUGUGGCACAGCUACUCCCGCUGACUCGGGGUCGACCAACGGGGGAUCUGAUAGCCCAUUUGUUGAUGUCUCUUUGCCGACGCACACGAAAGCAUGA
Colletotrichum truncatum is the source of this 2103-nucleotide messenger RNA. Its product is annotated as copper amine oxidase. The record is from RefSeq and is a predicted model, not a curated record. Gene Ontology annotation, biological process: amine metabolic process. NCBI's taxonomy places the organism in Eukaryota, Fungi, Ascomycota, Sordariomycetes, Glomerellales, Glomerellaceae. Gene Ontology annotation, molecular function: copper ion binding; primary methylamine oxidase activity; quinone binding.